Messenger RNA from Lizanozyma spartinae, 411 nucleotides. RefSeq lists its product as uncharacterized. Bases 1 to 411 code for a protein of 136 amino acids. NCBI's taxonomy places the organism in Eukaryota, Fungi, Ascomycota, Pichiomycetes, Serinales, Debaryomycetaceae. The record is from RefSeq and is a predicted model, not a curated record. The transcript has 2 exons.
AUGCUAUUUGUCGGCGAAAGACCUCCUAUCAACAGGUUUAUACUAUUGGUAUAUGAUAUGGCUAUUUUUAGUAUGCAAUUGGUGUACCAUUGCUUGCAAUGUGGAAUAGAUGAUUCUGAGGUAUUAGCCACCCAGGCUCCGGAGUUGGGAGUAGAUGGUUUGAAUAAGAGUCAGCUAGAGGGAGACGGAUACACGGGGAAUGUUGAUCUUGUGACUUUGGAUGUGAUGAAGAGCAUGGUUACCAGUUUGGAAUUGAAGGAAACUGUUACGUUUUCAAACAUGAUGGAGCAUAGUCUUAAUGUUAGAAUGGGAGGAUUAGAGCCUGGAACUACAACGACAACCAGCAAUAAUAAUAGUAGUAAUAGUGCACAGUCUGAACAUAAUCUUCCGUCAGGUGGGUUCUUUGUUUGA